This is a messenger RNA of Cylicocyclus nassatus, 821 nucleotides long. Lineage: Eukaryota; Metazoa; Nematoda; Chromadorea; Rhabditida; Strongylidae. The record is from the annotation of a GenBank genome assembly.
CGUACGCAAUAUGUACUUCAAAUCAGCUCAAAAAAUGGAAGCGAAACAACAACUCAAAGUUGGAAUGCUUGGAACAAUGCCCUCAAGAGCUAUGCCUUCCCAUCAGCUGAAGUUCGAACCACAAAAAUAUGAAAGGCCCCUGCUCACCAUGAAUGUGGCAUUGUUGGAUCAAUCGGCCAUGGAUGGAAGUCUACGACAUGGGCAAAAAGCGCCCAGUGAAAGCACAAUGGUUGAGAAGCCAACAAUGGACUAUGUAAAUCGGCCGGAAGGCGAAAUGGAUAUGAUGAUCGGUUUUUUCUUAAUGAAUGGUGUAUGUGUAGCGUUCUUCUUGUUAUUCGGAUUGUGUGUCAUAUUCUCGUGCUUACGGCAACGACCAAAAAUCUUUCGUAAACAGCGGACUGUACGUAAACAAGCAGCAGUACCUGCGCCACCUGCGCCAAAGUUCAAAACUUUGGUCUCACAAGCGAUACGAACUGGAAAGAUGGACAAGCUGAAGACAGUGGUGGAAGAUGUGGAGGAUUCAGCAGAAAAGAAAGAGAUUGAAGCUCGGCAUGAUGGAAAUUCGGUGAAUGUCCAUCUUGUACCACCAAAAGCGGAGAGGAAAAGCAUGAACAGAGAAUCUCAGCAACUUGAAUCACAACAAUCAGUCAUCGAAGUCGAAAGUGAAGCAGAAGUUUAUCCGAAGACGUCCGUCAUACGGCAGAAUUUGUUAAUUAAUCGACGCCGCUCACCGUUUAGCUCAGCGCUGUUCACAGUGUAAAAUAGAGAAGGUCCAGGCUCUUUCUAAUCAAAAGGAAGGUGAAGAGCAGGAUCAAUUCGCC